This is a messenger RNA of Mycena indigotica, 4817 nucleotides long. RefSeq lists its product as uncharacterized. Gene Ontology annotation, biological process: valyl-tRNA aminoacylation; transmembrane transport. The transcript has 29 exons. Gene Ontology annotation, cellular component: cytosol; membrane. Gene Ontology annotation, molecular function: ATP binding; transmembrane transporter activity; aminoacyl-tRNA deacylase activity. The record is from RefSeq and is a predicted model, not a curated record. Bases 12 to 4817 code for a protein of 1601 amino acids. Lineage: Eukaryota; Fungi; Basidiomycota; Agaricomycetes; Agaricales; Mycenaceae.
UCACAUUCAUCAUGGUCAAGCUUUCGCGCCUCGAGGAUCGGGAAACGCCUGCUGAGGUAUACAACUGGAAGGUUUACGCCAAUGCGAUCAUCGCGACGUGGGCAGCUGUAAUGCGAGUGAUGAUCGGUUAUGACUCGGCCUUCAUUGGCACUUCAAUCAGUCUGGCAAGUUUCAAAAACGAGUUUGGUCUUACCACAAAGACGUCUUCGGAACUCAACUUCAUCUCGGCUAAUAUUGUGUCCGUUUAUCAAGCAGGAUGCUUCUUUGGGGCCUUCUUUGGCUAUCUUAUUGGCUAUCUUCUGGGGCGCAAAUAUGGGCUGUUUGUGUCUAGCGGCAUCUUUACUCUAGGAGCAGCGUUGCAAUGUGCCGCCAACUCCUCCACGGGGCUUCCGAUCAUAUAUGCAGGCCGAAUAAUCGUCGGUUUGGGAAUUGGCAUUGCGUCAAAUCUAGCACCGAUUUACGUUGCUGAAAUCGCUCCACCGGCCAUUCGAGGUCGGCUUAUUGGAUUGUACGAGUUUUGCUGGCAAGUAGGCGGAGUCAUCGGCUUUUGGAUCAACUAUGGUGUUACCCAACAUCUAGGGCCAAGUCACAAGCAAUGGAUCAUUGCCUUCGCUGUUCAACUGAUCCCAGGGGGACUGCUGUUCAUAGGCUCAUUCUUUCUAGUUGAAUCACCAAGAUGGCUCGUGUCUCGUGAACGUUAUGCCUCAGCGCUCUCUAACCUUGCGAAACUACGAAAUUUGCCGAAGAACCAUCCUUACGUCGUUGAAGAGUACGCAGAAAUCGAAGCCGCUAUCGUGCACGAGUUGAACUUGGGCGGCGUGGGCUUUUUUGGACCAAUUAAAACGGUUUUCUCAAGUAAAAACCUCAUUUACCGGCUUCUGCUAGGCAGUUCGAUGUUCAUGUGGCAGAAUGCGACUGGGAUUAAUGCUAUCAACUAUUACAGCCCGACCAUAUUUCGUUCUAUUGGCAUAACGGGCACGAGCACGAGCUUAUUGACGACUGGGGUUUACGGGUUGAUCAAGCUUGUUGGAUCACUUGUAUGGCUGCUUUGGAUGGUCGACUCAUUUGGCAGGCGUGGUGUCCUUCUUGGUGGGAGCAUUGGAGGGGCUAUUGCGAUGUACUAUAUCGGGGCAUAUAUCGCCAUCGCGAAGCCAGCUCAACACCCGAGCGCCAAAAUUACUUCUGGUGGGCAAAGCGCCAUCGCUUUCUUUUACCUCUGGACAAUAUUUUACUCGCCAACUUGGAAUGGUACCCCCUGGGUAGUUGGUGCAGAAAUGUUCCCUCAACAUGUCCGCACGUUUACACAAUCGUGCCAGGCAGCAUCAAACUGGUUAUGGGGGCAAGUCAUUGAUCAUUUAGUCUGCAUUGAUGCUGACAAACCAUCCACCAGCUUUAUUAUAGCCCGGUUUACACCCCAGAUGUUCGCCUCAAUGGGCUAUGGAGUUUACCUUUUCUUCGCCUCCCUCAUGAUUCUGUCUAUUCCAUACGUUUAUUUUAUCCUCCCUGAAACAAAGCAAGUCCCACUCGAACGGAUGGAGGAGCUUUUUGGACCCGGAGUGAAGGCUUGGAAGGCGCAUGACAUUGUCAUGGCAAGUGGCUCCGAGUCGCGAGCAUUAAAAAAUCUCCAAGAGACCGCAACGGUAGAUGGUUCACCACGACCACCACCACCGCGAGUGUGGCUUACGGUCUCCCGGAUGUCGACUCUUAGCACACCCCCUGCCGAUGCGCCUCAGCCCAAUUCCAAAACUUCAGCAAAGAAGGAAGAGAAACGCCUAGAAAAGGCGGCCAAAUUUGCCGCGAAGAAUGCCGCCAAGGGUGCAGCGGCCUCUGGAGGGGAUAAGAAGCCGCCCAAAGAAAAAGAGAAACCAAAGAAGGAGGCUGAACCAGAGUUCGUGAACACCACACCUGCUGGAGACAAGAAAGAUGUAUCUGGCCCUAUGCCAGCCGGUUACAAUCCAAUCGCUGUGGAAUCUGCUUGGUAUGACUGGUGGCAGAAGGAGGGAUUCUUCAAGCCCAGUUAUACUGUGGACGGCAAGAUCAGACCCGAAGGCGCCUUCAUAAUUCCUGCUCCUCCACCAAAUGUCACAGGUAGUCUGCAUAUUGGACACGGGUUGACCGUUGCAAUCCAGGACGGGCUGAUUCGAUGGAAUCGAAUGCUCGGAAAGACUACACUAUUUGCACCCGGCUUUGACCAUGCUGGUAUCUCCACACAAUCCGUUGUCGAAAAAAGAUUGUUCAAAACAACCGGCCAGACGCGACACGACCUUGGCCGAGAAAAAUUCUUGGAAACCGUCAUGGAUUGGAAGAAUGAAUACCAGCAACGCAUCACGCGCCAGUUGCACCGUCUCGGCGGAAGUUAUGACUGGGAUCGUGCGAAACGCAACAAAGCAGUUGUCGAGACCUUCUGCCGUCUACACGAAGAAGGAAUCAUUUACCGGGCUAACCGUCUCGUUCACUGGUGUGUCAAGAUGAACACAACUUUGUCAAAUCUCGAGGUCGACCAGAAACAACUGGCUGGCCGAACGCUUCUCAAUGUUCCCGGUUACGAUGCUAAAGAACGGUUUGAAUUUGGUGUCUUGGUUUCAUUCGCAUACCAAAUAGAGGGCUCAGACGAAAAAAUCAUUGUGGCUACUACGCGUCCUGAGACCAUGCUUGGAGAUACUGCCGUCGCGGUUCAUCCCAACGACUCCCGCUAUACCCAUCUCCAUGGCAAAUUUGCAGUCCAUCCAUUCAUUAGCGGUCGUAAAAUGCCCAUUGUCUGCGAUGAGAUUGUAGACAUGGAGUUCGGUACUGGAGCUGUCAAGAUUACUCCUGCUCACGACCCCAAUGACUACGAAGUCGGCAUGCGGCAUAAGCUGGAGUUCAUCAACAUCCUCAACGAUGACGGUACUUUCAAUGAUAACGCUGGGGACAAGUUUAAGGGGAUGAAGCGGUUCCACGUCAGGACAGCUAUUGUCCAAGCACUCAAGGACAUUGGGCUGUAUAUCGAAACCAAGGAUAACCCAAUGCAAAUUCCCAUUUGCAGUAAAUCUGGUGAUGUUGUCGAGCCCGUCCUCAAACCACAAUGGUGGAUAAAUUGCCAGCCAUUAGCUGAAGAGGCGCUCAAGCGAACUCGUGCAGGAGAACUUUUGAUCACACCGAAACAAUCGGAGAACGAAUGGUACCGGUGGCUGGAAGGCAUUCAGGACUGGUGCAUCUCGCGACAGCUCUGGUGGGGCCACCGGUGUCCGGCCUAUUUCGUCAACAUCGAAGGCGCUAACCUGGAUAGAAAUGAUGGGAAGAGCUGGGUUGUUGGGCGAACCAUUGAGGAGGCCACUAAACGGGCAAAAGCUCUCGCCGGUGACCGAAAGUUCGUGCUUGAGCAGGACGGUGAUGUUCUCGACACGUGGUUCUCCUCUGGCUUAUGGCCGUUCGCGAUCAUGGGAUGGCCCGAUAAUAACUCUCCUGAUUUAAGAGACUUUUAUCCUUCCUCGCUGCUGGAAACUGGCUGGGAUAUUCUGUUCUUCUGGGUCGCCCGCAUGGUGUUGCUGGGCAUUCGUCUCACCGGCAAAGUCCCCUUCAACGAGGUUCUCUGUCAUGCAAUGAUCCGUGAUGCUCAUGGCCGAAAAAUGAGCAAGUCCCUCGGAAAUGUCAUCGACCCUAUUGACGUGAUUGAGGGUGUCGCGCUCGAGGCCUUGCAUGAGAAGCUCAAAGAGGGCAAUCUUGACGAGAAGGAGAUCGCGAAGGCGACUGCUGGCCAGAAGAAAGACUUCCCAAAGGGUAUUCCCCAAUGUGGAACAGAUGCGUUGCGGUUUGCGCUCUGUGCGUACUCGAGCGGAGGACGGGACAUCAAUCUCGAUAUUCUGCGUGUAGAAGGCUACCGCAAGUUCUGCAACAAGGUGUUCAACGCGACCAAGUUUGCUAUGCUUAAGUUGGACGAAUCGUUUGUCCCAGAGCCCACUGCCAAGCCAACUGGCAAUGAGAGCCUUGUCGAGCAAUGGAUUCUGCACAAACUCAAUGUCGCUGCAUCGGAAGUCAAUACCUAUUUGACGGAACGCAACUUUAUGGGGGCGACUAGUUCGAUCUACAACUUUUGGCUCUAUGAGCUUUGUGAUGUUUACAUUGAAGUCAUGAAGCCAAUGACUGACGAGGCUUCCCCUACCAAAACUCGGAUAUCCUCGCAACAGACGUUAUAUACGUGUCUUGACCACGGCCUCCGCCUACUCCAUCCAUUCAUGCCCUUCGUGACAGAGGAGCUUUGGCAACGCCUGCCGCGGAGGCCAAACGACACGACCCCGUCCAUCAUGGUUUCUGCAUUCCCCGUUUUCGACGCGGCAUCUGUGUUUGAGACGGCUGAGCAGCAGUUCAAUCUCGUGUUCUCUGCCAUCAAGACGGGGCGGUCGCUUGCAGCUUCCUAUAACCUCCAAAAUGAUAUCCAACUGUUCCUCCACGUGCAGUCUGACGAGGAGGCAGCUCUCUUUGAGCCGCAAUUACCGUCUAUUGUUGCGCUUAUCAAAGGGUGCAAGAGCGCAAAGGUGGUCCGGGACGUGAAGGACAUCCCAGAAGGCUGCGGAGGCACUAUCGUGACAACUACGAUCGCGAUUCACGCGCUUGUGAGGGGACUGGUUGAUCUUGACGUUGAGAUUGCGAAAUGCGACAAGAGGCUGGAGGCUUCUCGCGCAAACCUCCAAAAACUCGUCAAGGUCGAGUCGCAGCCAGACUACGAGACAAGUGUACCAGAGAAUGUGCGAUUGAGUACGGCUGACAAGAGGAAAACAUUAGAGGCGGAGAUAGCCACCGUCGAGCUGUCGCGAAGCAUGUUUGCCAAGCUCAAAUAA